AUGAUUGAGGGAAAAGCGGUUGAUACUGUGCGUGUGAGUGUCUGUGCGUGUGAGUGUCUGUGCGUGCUGUCGGGUGGCGCGGUGCAGCUGACGAGUGAGCAGAAGGCGGGCGGAGGGGCACAGCUCCUGAGCACGGAUAUCUGCUUCGGCACGCUGGAGAUCCUGGAGUGCCUGUGGAGCCCGGCGGGACCCGGGGCCGAGCAGCAGGUUGCCGAAUACACGGAGCUGUUGCUGUUUGAGAAGGCAUCGCCGUUAGCUUGCGGGUCCAGUGCCAGUCCCUGUGCUCAGAUCCAUUACAGACUAACCGAGAGGACGGCCGGCAAGGGCAGCCGCAGGAAGGUGUCACGCAGCGCCGAGCUGCUCGUCGAACUUCAGGAAGCACAAACGGAUAUCGACCUGGGCUUCCUGGAUAGGGUGGACUUCCUACUCAGACCCCGUCCCGCGGGGGGUCAAGAAUUCCGGACCGCACAGGGGAGACCUUCGGAGCAAGUGCUGAUUCCAAGGGUCCCUGCACUCUGCGCCGAGCCCCCUCCAGUUCUGGGGCAGCCGACCUCGGUGCGCCUCACGGCCCCCAGAGCCCACCUGCGGCUGCAGUUCCCCGUACCCGAUCUGCGACCCGCGCCGGAGCGCACACCCUGGUUCCAGAAGGCCGUGCGCAGGGAGACUCUGAGGCUGGAGUGCACUGACCUGUGCUGCAGAACUGAGCUCGGAGCCACGUCCCGAACGGAACCCGUCAAAUACGAAGCCACCUUCACUGAUCUACACGGUGUAUACGAAGAUGGAGUCAACCCUGGUGUGUCAUGCGUCCGAGUCACGAAGGCGCCUGACAAAACUACUGCUGGCAAGAAGUAUGUCACCCCAAAGAUUGUGCUGACGGUGAACCCAGACUGCAGCGGCUCGGACUGGGACCUGAGCAUGGAGAAGACCGAGGACGUGGACCUGUCUGCAGUCGAGAGUCCCUGUGAGCUCAAGCAGCCUGAGCCAUCACCAUUCUCAUCCAAACGCACCAUGUACGAGACCGAGGAGAUGGUGAUCCCGGGAGAUCCGGAAGAGAUGGCCCAGUUCCAGUCCCAGACCCUGGCAACGUCCCAGUACGUGCUGGAGCUGACGCUGCCUGCCCUGCACCUGCUCUUUCCCAGCAAGGAAUUCUACGAGAGUAUCUACAACAGGAUGUUCAUACAACCUUCCUUCGCCUGGAAUGGGAUACUAGGAAAUGGAGAGGAGACUACCUUACCUCAACGCAAAACCAAAAAGAAGCCACACCCCUCCUGGAUCAGUGGAAAGUUUGGCUACCGGAAGCCUCUUUUCCAAACUCGGAGGGAGACACAAAAGGUGUCCAAAUAG
Molecule: messenger RNA, 1344 nt
Organism: Chiloscyllium plagiosum (whitespotted bambooshark)
Lineage: Eukaryota; Metazoa; Chordata; Chondrichthyes; Orectolobiformes; Hemiscylliidae
Source: RefSeq, a predicted model, not a curated record